GCAGAACUUUCACAUCAGUUUCUUAACUUCAGGGUUGGGAAGCUUUUGCUGCUCUUUUUGUCUGUGACAUACGGUACAAGGGUUGGCUUUGCUACGGUCCACCUGCCAGUCGAGUUUAAAGUUUCCGAGGCUCGGAGGAACACAAUGACUUGGAUGAGACAGCCUAAAAGGAAAGGACACUGCUGCAGCAACCGGGAAGCCCUUUGAAACCCAGCUAAGCUAACCGUGUCUUUUUCUUUAUAUAUUUUUUAAUGCGUCUAUACCGAAUACACCCACGACGAACCCACUUCUUUCAUUGAUCAGAGAUUUUUUUUUUUUUUCUGACGGUCCAAGAUAGUCUGAUCCUUGGCGACAUAUGGCUGGAAAAUGAAACGACCCGGGAGUGUGGCCACAUCGUUAUUCUGUGUGGUGUAAUACCAGAUGGGCACCGUGAACGGCGCAGGGAUGUGAAUGGACAGUUUGAAAUGAGAAUUUUCCUCCCUCGAGCAGGUUCCAUUUCCCUCUUGGGUCUCUCGGUAUAACGUACUAGCUUUUGCCCUUCUUCUCUGCAGUAUCAAUUAACUCAACUUGGCGGUGGAGUGGCCAGAAAGGAAGGAAUGAAGGGAUCCGGCUAAUCUUGCUGGCUGCGGAGCGGCAGAGCCUGAAACUGCGGCCCGGUGCAGAUCUGCAGACUGCGCCCGGGGCAUGGAGCGCACGGGCGACCGCGGGGACCCAGACCCGGCCCGGGGAGCCCAGCGCUGAGCUCCAGAGCCCGCCAGGCCGCCGCCUCCGCGCGCCCUCUGCCUUUACUGUCAGUGUCGCCCCUCGCAAAGAGUCAUGGAAGACGGCCCGCUGCCAGACCUCAGAGACAUCGAGCUGAAGCUGGGGCGCAAAGUGCCCGAGAGCCUAGCGCGCUCGCUGCGCGGGGAGGAGCCGGCGCCCCGGGAAGGGGCUGCGGACCCCAGCGGGGUUGGUGGGAGCUGCAGCAGCAGCAGUAGCUGCAGCAGCUUCGCGCCCUCCGUGUCCUCCUCGUCUUCAUCCUCCCCUGCCUCUGGCUCUCCACGACGUAGUCACCCCAGCGCCCUGGAGAGGUUAGAGACCAAACUGCACAUCCUCAGGCAGGAGAUGGUUAACCUCAGAGCCACUGAUGUAAGGCUCAUGCGUCAAUUGCUCCUCAUCAAUGAGAGUAUCGAGUCCAUCAAGUGGAUGAUUGAGGAAAAGGCCACCAUUACCAGCCGAGGCAGCAGUCUCAGUGGCAGCCUGUGCAGUUUGCUGGAGAGUCAAAGUACCUCCUUACGUGGCAGCUAUAACAGCCUCCAUGAUGGCAGUGACGGGCUGGAUGGCAUCUCAGUAGGGAGCUACUUGGACACUUUGGCAGAUGAUGUACCAGGUCAUCAGACCCCUUCAGACUUGGAUCAGUUCAGUGACAGCUCCAUCAUAGAGGACUCACAAGCUCUGCACAAGCAUCCCAAGUUGGAUUCUGAGUACUACUGCUUUGGCUAAUGAUCCACUUUUUUGCAUGGGACUGGUGUGCAAUUAACUUGUAUGUAUCCUUCUUCUCUGCUGCUAUAUUUUUGGUGUGAUUUAUUUUAAUAAGGCAACCUUUUUAAAGAAGCUUAUUUUUAAACUGCUUAAUGAUAUUUCUGUUGCUCCCUAAUAUUUCUCAUCUAGACUGAUUUAUUUUUCUCUGUUACAUCUCUAUUUUUAUUUAUUGUAAUAAUCUUUCUCCCUUCUCUUGCAGUAGCACAGACAAAGUAGAGGGGAAAAACAAGCAAUAAUUGUUUCUGCUUUUGUUUUCAGAGUGUGGGGUCAGGGAUUAUAUGAAACACUUUGCAAAAUUUUACAAUAAACCAAAGUCUGAUUACGUCCUUCA
This is a messenger RNA of Arvicanthis niloticus (Nile rat), 1852 nucleotides long. RefSeq names its product leucine rich adaptor protein 1 like (gene Lurap1l). NCBI's taxonomy places the organism in Eukaryota, Metazoa, Chordata, Mammalia, Rodentia, Muridae. The record is from RefSeq and is a predicted model, not a curated record. Gene Ontology annotation, biological process: positive regulation of canonical NF-kappaB signal transduction.